This is a messenger RNA of Hibiscus syriacus, 535 nucleotides long. Its product is annotated as indole-3-acetic acid-induced protein ARG7-like. Gene Ontology annotation, biological process: response to auxin. The record is from RefSeq and is a predicted model, not a curated record. The transcript has a single exon. The coding region runs from base 24 to 398 and encodes 124 amino acids. NCBI's taxonomy places the organism in Eukaryota, Viridiplantae, Streptophyta, Magnoliopsida, Malvales, Malvaceae.
ACUAAUAAUUCCGUAGGAAGAACAUGAAAGAGAAUUUUCUCAAGGCAUACCUUACCAAAUGGAGGAAGAUGAGUAGUAGAGGUCCACGUUGUGACGGUUGCGAGUUCAGUUAUAAGUGGGCUAAUUGGCCAAACUCCAUGCAUGAAAGGAGCUCAAUCCCAAGGAAUGUGCCAAAGGGUCACUUAGCAGUGUAUGUUGGUAAAGACUAUAAAAGGUUUGUGAUUAAAACCACCUUGCUCAAGCACCCACUUUUCAAGGCAUUGCUGGAUCGAGCUCGAGACGAGUAUGGUUUCGCCACCGAUUCCAGACUCUGCAUUCCUUGUGAUGAAAGCCCCUUCCUCAAUGUCGUUCGUUGUGUUAACUCUCCACAAGAUUGCAGAUUCUCCCGGUGUCUUUAGGAAUUCAUGCUGGAACUUUGAUUGAUUCACCAUGUACCAGUCCUAAUGUGAAGAGUACAAUUUUGUAACAUAAAUACUGUAAUCUAUAAACGUAGUUCAAUUGAAAAAUAUUAACCUCCGUUUUUACCUACAAGUAA